This is a messenger RNA of Salvelinus fontinalis (brook trout), 3892 nucleotides long. RefSeq names its product major facilitator superfamily domain-containing protein 6-like. The record is from RefSeq and is a predicted model, not a curated record. The transcript is spliced from 7 exons. Lineage: Eukaryota; Metazoa; Chordata; Actinopteri; Salmoniformes; Salmonidae. The coding region runs from base 487 to 2886 and encodes 799 amino acids. Gene Ontology annotation, biological process: antigen processing and presentation of exogenous peptide antigen via MHC class I. Gene Ontology annotation, cellular component: plasma membrane.
UUCUUUGUCUGCACUAAUAAAAUAAAUUGAGAUGUAAAAGCAACUCCCCAUUUGCUUACUAGCAUAUUCUUUCAUCCAUCCUGUUUUUUCGUUUUAGGAUUUGCGCCAAUUCUGCGAAUAGACAAGGAGAGGAAACCACUUCAGACUAUUGAGAUGCACUCAUUGAUUCAAUGCUCGGACUCCUUUUAAACUGUGUGUAUGCAAUCCCUUCCACAGCAGCAGUGUCUCGAACUCCGAAAUGGUCUGGCAGUCGUGGGCACUCGAGAAAUGACGUCAAUGCAAACUUCUCUGAAAUAGACGCGUUCAAUAUUACUUGCCCCAUAUAAUUGUGAUUACUAUUGAACACUUUUUUUUUUGUCGGUGUGACUUUAAACGAUAGUUUAUUCACCCGAUGACAGUCGUCGCCAAUUGGACACCUAAAUGAUGGACUCAAGAAGAUAGGCUACAUCCAACAACUUUGAAACUUUGAAACAAUAAUUUUGGGAGAUGGCGAGUGACGACCAGGUGGCCAUCUUGACAGAAGACGAGGAGGAUCAGAAGAGGAAGUAUGUCAUGGCAGAACCCUUCAACACCCUGUCCAAAACCUUGGAUCAGAUAGCAGCAGGUGCGGGCCCCACCGCUGCCUCCCAAGGUCCAGCAUCACCCCCGACAGACACACCUGCCACCCCCAGCAAUGAUUGCCUGGAGAGGAACUGCGUGCAGAUCGACAACCACUUACUCAUCUCCAAGGUCUUCUACUUCUUCUUCUAUGCGGCCUAUGGGUCCCUGCACCCAUUGCUGUCUGUCUACUACAAGCAACUGGGCAUGACGCCCAGCCAGAGCGGCCUGCUGGUCGGGAUUCGGUACUUCAUAGAAUUCUGCAGCGCCCCCUUUUGGGGGGUGGUGGCGGACCGCUUCAAGAAGGGCAAGGUGGUGCUGCUGUUCUCCGUCUUCUGCUGGUUGGUGUUCAACAGCGGCAUCGGCUUCAUCAAGCCUGCCUCCAUGACCUGCGUGGAAAGGAAACCUACAGUCGUGUCCCCCACAAGUCCCGCCCAGAUCGGUCCGUCGGCCAAUCACAGCAGGAACCGCAGGGGUGCGAGUGGAGACUUUUUCCCCCUCCCUUUUGUAUCAGACUCAGUUAGCGGUCCCCUGCACAGGUAUGUGAGGAGCGAUGGUGGUAAUAUCACUGGACCCAGUACUGUCACAGGACCUGUGCCUUCCUCCACCAUCUCCACAACAAUGUUGACAUCUUCCCCCUCCACCACCACCACCACCAAAACAAAAACAACAACAACAACAAAAACAGUAGCAACAACAACAGCCGGCUCAAAACCUGCCUCAAAUCUGACCAUGACCAAACCAACCACCACAACCAAAGUCUAUGACAUCAUCUCCAACCACGACCAGGUGCAGACCAUCUUCCUCCUGAUCCUGCUGGUCAUCAUCAUCGGCGAGUUCUUCAGUGCUCCGGCCGUGACCAUCGUGGACACGCGCACCCUGCAGUACCUGGGCCUCCACCGGGACCGCUAUGGUCUGCAGAGGAUGUGGGGCUCUCUGGGCUGGGGCCUGGCAAUGCUGUGCGUGGGCAUCUGGAUCGACCACACCCACAUCAAGCUCUUCAUCCAGGGCACCGGCUGCAUCGUGCCCGACUACAAGAACUACCAGAUAGCCUUUAUUGUCUUUGGAGUCCUGAUGGCCGUUGCUUUUAUAGUGUCUACUCAGUUCUACUUUGAGAGUAGUACUAGUGACCAUCGGCCAAUGGAGGCACAGGUGGAGGAGGAUAAGAGACAGGAUAUGGAAUCUUCUCAAACGUCCAGUGGCGUUUCAUCUCCCGAAGGGCAUACGGUGGAAUCAUUAGAAUCUCAAAGUUCCAUCAGCCAGCGGUUCCUUUAUUGGGACCUCCUUCGGCUGCUGUGCAGUGUGCAAUACGGCUCAGUGCUCUUCGUGGCCUGGUUCAUGGGAUUCGGCUACGGCUUCGUGUUCACUUUCCUCUACUGGCACCUGGAGGACCUGAAGGGGACCACCACGCUUUUUGGAGUCUGCUCGGUGCUGAGCCACAUCUCGGAGCUGGUAGCCUACUUCACCAGCCACAAGCUCAUCGAGCUCAUCGGCCAUAUAAGGGUGCUGUACAUCGGGCUGGCCUGCAACACGGCCCGCUAUCUGUACAUCUCCUACCUGGAGAACGCCUGGGUUGUCCUGCCCAUGGAGGUCCUUCAAGGUGUGACCCAUGCCUCAGUGUGGGCAGCGUGUAUCUCCUACCUGAGUGCUGCUGUGCCUCCAGAGCUGAGGACCUCUGCCCAGGGUAUCCUCCAGGGCCUGCACCUGGGGCUGGGCCGGGGCUGUGGGGCCAUGGUGGGGGGAGUGUUUGUCAACUUCUUUGGAGCAGCCCACACCUUCAGAGGGAUAGGAAUCGCCUCCCUCGUCAUCCUCCUCCUCUUCGCUCUCAUCCAAUGGCUGGCUGUGCAGAGUGGGGAGAAAAAUACCAAAAUGCUGGCGGAGAACAUUCCCGUCCCCUCCAGUCCUGUUCCCAUAGCAACCAUCGAUGUUAUCCAAUCAGAUAACGUCGCCGCAACAACGCCACCACCAAGGAAGACCAAGCACCAGGAGGAGCAGGAGGACAUGAGCAAGCCCGCCUGGGUGGUGUCCGCCUCGCCCUGGGUCUCCCUGGCCUUCGCCCUGCACCAGAUCAGAGAGAUCGCUGUCCUGGCCAGGAGCAGCCCUGCCAACAACCAUCAGCCGCUCGAGGAGAUCAAUGAGAUCAGCACAGAUGAACCAACAGAGGAAACCUCCCAGUCCUCAUCUCAAGACCCCCCCAGCAGGUCCCCACAGACGGGACCCCCCCUACCUGACCAGGAUCACCCUAUGCCUGCUGACCAACCACCCCUCCCCACUGGCCACACACAGUAAAGGGGGAGCACAUUGCACAUUUUGAGGAACUGUCCCAAAAUGUUUUCCAAGCAACACCACCAACCGACAGAGUCAAGGGCUGGCGGAAGUCCAGUUAUUAAAAGAGUGAAGAGUAUGGUUUUACAGACUGGACAGAAGAAAAAUACAGGCCAAAAUGAGAGGUUAUAUUUGUCCUCUUAGCAGAGGACUUAACCAGUGCCUUUAGGGAUAUGAGGAAAAGCUCUUGCCUUGAAGUAGCUACUGUUGCACUUUCAAAUGGAUGUAAAAAUGUUAAGUUAUUUUUUUAAACUUGGAAAUCUGGAUAUUAGGUUUGAUUGAAUAGGGUUCUAUUUGUCUCAAUGGCCCUCAAACUGAUCAAGUGCCUGAGCCUCGUCAUAGGUUGGUGAUUCACACUCAUGCAGAAGUGACACACUCAAUCUAAAUAGCUAUGUGUGUAAUGGCUGCUUACAUAGAGUUUAGGGGCACGUUCAAUAGGAAAACGUUGUGGAAUGUUGCAGAUAGAAAUGUUAUGAUUGGAACUGACAGAAAGUCAGAGAGACAUGUUUGUUCUACAUACUAGGCUAUAUCUGGAACAAGUUGCUCUCCUGAAUGUGGCCCUGCUAUUACAUGUAAAUGUUUACUGUGUCGAGUCUGACUAUCAACCACUGAUGCCGUGGGAAAAAUACUUAUUUCAAAAAGGUUUAUGAAGUGAUCGUGUCAGAUAUGAUAUCCACCAGGCUUUCAGGGUCUGUAAUGUCUAUUUAACUAUUACUCCAUUAGUUAUGGAGAUCUCCCCUCUGUGAAUGUAUUUUCACAUGCAUAUUUGUCUAAUGCCUGGCCAAAAUUUCACAAACAUAAAAUAUUGAACCAGUCUUAUUUAGACAGAAAUUGCAAAUAUGUCAAACUGCUUUACUCCAGGACUAUCUAAAACUGUUCAGACGUUGUAAUGACCUGACCAUUUUACAUGACAUGGCUUGUCUGCUAUGUAGCCUAAGCCUAUUUAUUUUAAAUCAGGCAAGCUUUACUA